This is a messenger RNA of Acanthosepion pharaonis, 564 nucleotides long. The record is from the annotation of a GenBank genome assembly. NCBI's taxonomy places the organism in Eukaryota, Metazoa, Mollusca, Cephalopoda, Sepiida, Sepiidae.
AUGCGUAAGAAGAACGACUUAAACUUAGUAUCUAUCUAUCUAUCUAUCUAUCUAUCUAUCUAUCUAUCUAUCUGUUGUGGAUUCCGAGAUGAAAUUCGUCCAAGUAACACGCUGGUCGAGUCCACUUGUAUCACAAAGGGGGGUGACCCCAUAACACUAUCUAUCUAUCUAUCUAUCUAUCUAUCUAUCUAUCUAUCUAUCUAUCUAUCUAUCUAUCUAUCUAUGGCAACCUUUUCAUUAUCUAUCUAUCUAUCUAUCUAUCUAUCUAUCUAUCUAUCUAUCUAUGGCAACCUUUUCAUUAUCUAUCUAUCUAUCUAUCUAUCUAUCUAUCUAUCUAUCUAUCUAUCUCUUAAUUAUCACGCAUACAUACUUUCUUUGUUUAAUAUUUCUUUCUCUGAUAUUUUUAUCUACCUGAGACCCCCACCUAAAUUUUUUCGUCCUUCCUUCCUUCCUUCCUUCCUUCCUUCCUUCCUAUCUAUCUAUCUAUCUAUCUAUCUAUCUAUCUAUCUAUCUAUCUAUCUUUCACUCUUGCAGUCUAUUUUCGCCUGCUUCUAUCUGGCCUAG